AUGUCCCGGCCCCAGGUCAGCAUCGACCGGCUGACCCCCCGUCGGACCAAUGCGGAGCCCCGUGAGUCCAUGAACUAUGCCGUCCCGAAGAAACGGGGUCCCAAGACGGAUGUCCUCGAGGCGCUUCUCAAGCGAGUAGAUGGACUCGAGAAACGGUUGCAGGAUGAAAACCAUCCGAUCUCACCUGCGUCAUCGAGCUCUCCGGUGAAAGCGUUGGAGAUGGCGUCGCUCUCGCAGGUGAACUUUCACCCGCCGCCUCCACCGCAUCAGUUUCCUCCUCCGGUGGUCCAACACCCUCCGCCGCCGCCAACUCAGAACCAUCUCCCGGAAUCCAUGCUGGACACGUAUUUUGCGCGGCUCCACGGGAAGCCGUUUUUUAUCCUGGAUGAGACGGCCACUCGUCAACGAUAUCAACGGGGACAACUCCCGUCGUUCUUGUCCAUGGCAAUCUAUGCUCUGACCUUGAGGUAUAACGGACCCAGUCCCCAACCACAAGGGCUGGACUACGCGCGACAAGCGAGACGCAUGGUCGACAUCGAUAAACCGUCGACAGAGGGGUUGCAGACACUCCUGCUCCUAUCGCAGACAUUCUUCGCUUAUGGCCACGGGAAACGGGCCUACAUGACUCUGACCAACGCAGUGGCCAUGGUCUUGGCCUUGGACUUGUACCGAGAAGUCCCAUCGCAAUCGCUCCCGGCUACCGAACGGGAAACGCGACGGCGGCUGUUCUGGACGGUCUACGUGAUGGACCGCUUCCUCACGUGCGGCUCCAAACGGCCGUGUCUGAUCGCCGACCACUCGAUCGUGUUGCGUCUCCCGGCGACCGAUUCAGAGACGGGGGAGUUCUUCAACCCAGUCGGGCCCAACAUCCAAUACGGAGAUGUCCGUCGCAAGGGCUCGGGAGCAGCCGCCCUGUUGGUGGAUAUCACGCGGAUUCUGGGGGUCACCCACCGCUACCUCGCGGCGGGCGGAGUCAAGGGUGACUCUCAUUUCCCAUGGCAUUCGCUCUCCAACCUGUCCAAAAUUCGGCAGGAACUCGACAUCUGGGCUGCUGGUACCCAGGAUCUCUUCGCAUCGAUAGAGGCCCUGUUCGGCCACCCGGAGAGCACGCUCCUCCUUCUCAGUAAGCUGAUCUACCACCUCGUCCACUGCCUGCUGUAUCGACCAUUCCUGCCCAUCGAUCUGGUUGAGCUGCGCGGAACCGGCCAACACCAGUCGUGGCAGAUCGAGGCGACGACGCUGUGCUUCUCGCACGCCAACGCUAUCGCGGAACUGGCCGAGCUGGCGCGACAUGCGCCGCGGAUCGAAUGGCCCGAUCUGGUCGCUUACUGCGUGUGCACGGCGGGGACCGUUCACGUCCAUGGCGUCCAUUAUCACGGCCGUGAGGGGGAAGUGUUUGCAUCUAGCGCCGACUUCCUUGGGCGCGAGAUGCAGCAGUUGGCAUGGCUGCGCCAGCAUUGGUCAGGCGUGCACCACCAACGCGAGAUGUUGCAGACGCUGUCUGCCUGCCACGCGGACCUGGUGCGUACGUUGGCGGCGCGGCCGGUGCGAUUCGCGCCGGUCUUUCAUCUGGAAGACUUUUUCGAUCGGUAUCCCGGUUUGGUUGUGGAUGCGGGCCACGUGCGCAUGGCCGAUGUGGAUGAACCGGUGUCGUUCGAGCGACCUGAUUUCUCCGACAACCGCCCCAUGUACCACGGACUUCCAUCUCUACCACAGACCACGCGGAGCAACUCGAUCAGCUUCCAGCCAUCCCAGCACACGUCGGGCUGGCCAGACCUUGGUCUGCCUGACGCCGGUCUUCCGGGGUUCUCGCCGAGCGGCGUCGCUGGAUCCCCGGGCGCGUUCCUCGCCGAAUCAUCUUUUGCCGGCGCACCGACUCCCCCGGCACACCACCAGCCGCAGCCGCAGUACGCGACGUUCCCGUUCGAGGCAAGCGUCGGCACGACGGCCUUGACGCCAGACGAGCAAUCGCAGAGCGGCUCGGCCGCUGGCGGCGCGACGACGGACACAUCGGAGAAGGACCCGUUCCUGAGCUUGUUGGAGCAGUUGGCGGAGAAUGAGCAUUCGCAGGGGGGACCGAGUGAAUUGGAUUUCUUUCUGGGGGAGCGACUGGACGAGGGCCAGACGGAGGCUGUUUGA
Messenger RNA from Aspergillus terreus NIH2624, 2139 nucleotides. RefSeq names its product transcription factor domain-containing protein. Gene Ontology annotation, molecular function: zinc ion binding; DNA binding. Gene Ontology annotation, cellular component: nucleus. NCBI's taxonomy places the organism in Eukaryota, Fungi, Ascomycota, Eurotiomycetes, Eurotiales, Aspergillaceae. The record is from RefSeq and is a predicted model, not a curated record. The coding region runs from base 1 to 2139 and encodes 712 amino acids. Gene Ontology annotation, biological process: DNA-templated transcription. The transcript has 5 exons.